This is a messenger RNA of Pseudopipra pipra, 27616 nucleotides long. It is a transcript of the gene SYNE1, whose product is annotated as spectrin repeat containing nuclear envelope protein 1. The transcript has 146 exons. Gene Ontology annotation, biological process: cytoskeleton organization; nucleus organization; nuclear migration. The record is from RefSeq and is a predicted model, not a curated record. Gene Ontology annotation, cellular component: perinuclear region of cytoplasm; membrane; nuclear envelope. Lineage: Eukaryota; Metazoa; Chordata; Aves; Passeriformes; Pipridae. Bases 302 to 26746 code for a protein of 8814 amino acids. Gene Ontology annotation, molecular function: kinesin binding.
CCCUCUCCCCACCCCCGCACCUGCUUCCUCGCCGUGGGCCGGCGGGGCGGGGCGGUGUGUUGUGCUCGGUAACCAGGGAGCUGCGCCGGGCGCGCCGAGGUGCUGAGGUUGUUUGCCAGUGUUUUGCCCCGACCCUAUGAGGGCCAGCAUUGGACUGGAGGCGUCUGACUGCCCCAGGGAUGCUGUGCCAUGGCUGAGGGUUGAAUGCUAAAAGGAAGCGGUCCAAGAUCCUCAUCUCACCGAGCUCCACAGCUGGGAGGGAGACUUCUCUCAGGGGAACUGGACUCGUGGCAAAGAGAUCAUGGCUUCAUCCCGACUAGUGGCAAGAUCUAGAGACAUUGCCAAUGUCAUGCAACGUCUUCAAGAUGAGCAAGAGUCAGUCCAGAAAAGGACUUUCACGAAAUGGAUCAAUACUCAUCUGGCUAAGCGCAAUCCUCCCAUGCUGGUGAAUGAUCUGUUUGAAGACAUCAAAGAUGGGGUAAUGCUAAUUGCCCUUUUGGAGGUUCUUUCAGGGCAGAAGUUGCCUUGUGAGCAGGGACGUCAGCUGAAGAGAAUUCACUGGGUUGCCAACAUUGGCACAGCUCUUAAGUUUCUAGAAGGAAGACGGUCCAUAUACAGAGGAUCUCCGAUUAAGCUUGUCAACAUAAACUCAACUGAUAUCGCUGAUGGCAGACCUUCUAUUGUGCUUGGCUUGGUGUGGACCAUAAUUUUAUAUUUUCAGAUCGAAGAGCUUACCAGCAAUCUCCCACAGCUGCAGUCGUUGUCUAGCAGCGCUUCUUCUGUGGAAAGUGUUGUCAGUUCAGAAACUGCAAGUCCCCCAAGCAAACGGAAGGUGGUAACCAAGGUCCAAGGAAGUGCCAGGAAGGCUUUAUUAAAAUGGUUACAGUACACAGCAGCAAAGCAGGUUGGAAUUGAAAUCAAAGAUUUUGGACAAAGUUGGAGGAGUGGUGUUGCAUUUCAUUCUGUUAUUCAUGCUGUCCGCCCAGAUUUAGUGGACAUGGAGAAAGUGAAGGGAAGGUCAAAUAGGGAAAACCUGGAAGAAGCCUUCGCACUUGCAGAAGCAGAACUAGGAAUUCCAAGGCUCCUUGAUCCAGAAGAUGUGGAUGUUGAAAAGCCAGAUGAAAAGUCUGUCAUGACCUAUGUAGCCCAGUUUUUGAAGUACUAUCCCGAUCCUCAUCACACAGUGACUGAUGUGCAGGAGAAUGAUAAGGAAGACAGACUGGUGCUGAGAGACCUAAAAGUGUGGGCAGAACAAUUUGAAAGAGACAUAGCCCGAGCACAGGUGGCAGAAACAAGCUUACAAGAGAAAUAUCAGUCAUUUAAGCAUUUCAAAGUACAAUAUGAGGUAAAAAGGAAACAGAUUGAACUUGCAACCCAGUCAUUAAGGAAAGAUGGGAAAUUAUCACUCGAUCAAGCUAUGGUGAAGCAAGCAUGGGAAAGAGUUUCUUCCAGGCUGCUUGAUUGGCACAUAUACCUUGAUAAAUCUCUUCCUGCACCUCUGGGUACCAUAGGUGCUUGGCUCUAUAGAGCAGAGGCUGCUCUGAGGGAAGAAGUGACUGUUCAGCAAGCUCAUGAGGAAACAGCAAAUACAAUACACAGGAAACUUGAACAACAUAAGGAUCUGCUGAAAAACAUAGAUGGUCACAAAAAAGCAUUCCAUGAGAUCCACAGGACCAGGUCUGUUAAUGGAGUGCCUGUUCCACCUGACCAGUUAGAGGAUAUGGCAGACAGGUUUAAUUUUGUUGUCUCCUCAUCUGAGCUCCAUCUGUUGAAAAUGGAGUUUCUGGAACUGAAGUACCGUCUACUGUCACUCUUAGUCCUUGCAGAAUCAAAGUUAAAAUCAUGGAUUAUCAAAUAUGGAAGGCGAGAGUCUGUGGAACUGCUUCUUCAAAAUUAUAUCUCUGUUAUUGAAAAUAGUAAGUUCUUUGAGCAGUAUGAAGUUACUUACCAGAUCUUGAAAAGAGCAGCUGAAAUGUAUGCCAAAGCAAAUGGCUCAGUGGAAGAAGUUGAGAAUGUGAUGAAAUUCAUGAGUGAUACGACAGCUCAGUGGAGGAACCUCUCAGUAGAGGUGAGAAGUGUAAGAAGCAUGUUGGAAGAAGUAAUUGCUAAUUGGGACAGAUACAGCAGCACUGUGGCAGGUCUGCAAGCUUGGCUGGAAGAUGCUGAAAAAAUGCUGAAUCAGCCUGAACAUUCUAAAAAGGAUUUCUUCCGACACUUACCUCAUUGGAUCCAACAGCACACAGCCAUGAAUGAUGCUGGUAAUUUUCUGAUUGAAACAUGUGAUGAGACCAUUUCCAGAGAUCUUAAGCAGCAGCUUCUGUUACUAAAUGGAAGAUGGAGAGAAUUGUUCAUGCAAGUUAAACAGUAUGCUCGAGCAGAUGAACUGGACAAAAUGAAGAAAGAAUAUGUGGAUGGUGUUGCUCAUUUGACAGCUUUUAUUGAUGGAAACAAUAGGAAAUUUUCAACCCCUGUAGAAAUGUCCUUCCUUGAUGUUAAAAUGUUUGUACAAGAAUUAGAAAAUACUAAGCAGAAAUUGCCUGCAAUGGAAGCUCAGUAUAAAGCAGUUACAAGAACAGUGCAACUUGUUACAAAAGAAGUUUCCCAAGAGGAAGUGAAUGAAAUGCUGGGAACUUUGACACGGAUCAAAGAGCAGCUGAGCAAGGUUAAGGAGUAUUCCUGUGCCCUGCUGUAUGAAUGCCAGCGUCUGCUGUCUCCACUGGAAGAACUGGAGAAACAAAUCACACAUUUUUAUGAAUCUCUUGAAAAAGUCAAUGAAAUAAUUUCUAUCCUGGACCCUGAAGCACAACCCACAGCUGUUCUUAAACAAAAAGCCCAAGAUUUGGUAGCUUACCAAGAAAACUGCAAGAAAGAUUUGUCCCUGAUUGAGAGAAACAGUCAGAGUAUCCUGCAGUGUGUGGCUUCCAGUGAAGUGUUACAGCAUUUCCAGCAGUCAACGUUUCAGAAGAAAGUUACACAAGUUCAGAUUACUUUUCAGAAUAUGGUCAGGAAAGCUGGUGAGUGGAGAAAAAACAUAGAAGCAAAUAGCCGUUUGAUGAAGAAAUUUGAGGAGUCUAGAGCAGAACUGGAGAAAGUAAUACAGAUUGCCAAUUGUUGCUUAAAAGAAAAAGGAAAUCCUGAAGAACUUCUCAGAAAACAUAGCGAAUUCUUUAACCAGUUGGAUCAGAGAGUCCUAAAUGCCUUUCUGAAAGCUUGUGACGAACUUACUGACAUCCUCCCAGAACAAGAGCAACACAGCCUGCAGGAAGCUGUGAGAAAACUCCAUAGGCAGUGGAAGGAUCUUCAAACAGAAGCUCCAUAUCAUUUGAUCCACUUGAAGAUUGAAGUACAGAAAAGCAAGUUCCUGGUCACAGUGGAGGAGUGCAAAGCUGAACUAGCUCGACAGAACAAGGUGUUAUCAAGAGAAGGCAAUGAAAGAAUGAUCAAGGAACACAUGUUGUUCUUCGGUGAUAAGGGAUCUUACCACCUGUGUGAGAAAAGGCUACAACGAAUUGAAGAACUGUGCCAAAAACUGCCAGUUUCUGAUCCAGUGAGGGGUACAUUGGAAAGCAGCCAACGAGUCCUGAAGGAUCUCAAAUCCCAGAUAGACAGCACAUACAUGAAGCUAACAGAGCACUCGGACACCUGGAAGGGCUAUAAGAGCAGAUUUUCUGAAUUGCAAAAUUGGAUUUCUUCAACAGAAAGAGAGCUGAAGAAGAUAAAGGAAAGUGUUAAUGAUACUGCCAAAUACAAGCAAUGUAAAGCAUCUGUUGGGGAAAUUAGGAAGCAUAUUCACAAGCAUGGAGAAAAUCACAGCUGGCUGAAAUCCAGACUUGCUGUUUUGACUGCAGUAUGUCCUGAGUUGGAGGCCAAAGAGACAGAGGAUGAGCUUUGUAAACUUUCCAGUGACUUCAAGGGACUCCUAGAUUUGCUGGCUGAGAUUGAAAAUACUUUAGGCGCUGUUGGAGACUGUGUCCAGUACAAAGAAGAAGUUAAAAGUGCAAUUGAAGAGUUAAUCAACAACUCUAGAGAAGUCCAAGCAGAGGCUGAAAAGAUCCUGGACACAGAAAGUUUAUUACAAGCUCAGCAACUACUGCUUCAUCAUCAGCAAAGGACAAGAAGACUCCGUGCAAAAAGGCAAGAUGUGCAAAAGCAGAUUUCCCAAGCCAAGAGGCUGCAGGUUGAAGGUGGACUGCCCAGCACAGUGCGAGAAGAUUUGCAAAAAUUGGAGGGAACAUUGGAAAACAUGCAGCAGACUAUGGAGAAACGUGAAGAGCAACUGCAGGUCACAAUAAAUAAAUGGGAGCAGUUUGAAAGAGACAAAGAAACGGUAGUAAAAUACCUCAAUCAAGCAAGCUCUGUACUUGAACGUAUCUUAAACUUUAGCAGUUUAGAGAGCCUCUCCUCAGAACUGGAUCAGACAAAGGAACUUUCUAAACAGACUGAAGCAAUGGCAGUGCAGGCUGAGAAUCUGGUGAAGAAUUCUUCUGAGAUACAGCUUGGUUCAAAGAACAAGCAGUCUCUUCAGCAUCAGGCAAAAUCAAUCCAAGAACAAGUGAAAAAAGUGGAAGUUACUCUUGAAGAAGAUAUUAAAAGCAUGGAAAUGGUGAAAAACAAGUGGGAUCAUUUUGGCAAUAAUUAUGAAGCUCUGUCCAUCUGGAUAGCUGAACAAGAAAAAGAACUGGAAACUUUGGAAACAUCAUCAUCUCCUUUGGACAUACAGAUCAGCCAAAUCAAGGUUAUUAAUAAAGAGAUAGAUGGUAAAAUAACUGGAAUCUUAAAACUAGAAGAGGAAGCCGAGUAUUUUUCCCAGUUUGUUACCUCUGGAGAACGUGCACAUAUUAAAGCCAAACUGACUCAGGUCAAAAGGUAUUGGGAAGAGCUAAGAGAUCAUGCACAGAGACUGGAAGGAACAAUCACAGGGAACGCAUCAGCACAGCAGAAAUAUGAAGAAAGUCUUAAACAGGCGCAGCAGGCAGUGUCUGAAUUUGAAGCUAAGCUGACUGAGCCUCUCACAUCGUGCUCUUCAGCAGCAGCAACGUAUGCAGCCCUUCAGGAUUGCACGGACCUUUGUCAUGCAGUGGAAAAACUGAGCAGCACUCUGGCCUCUCUCUCAGCCAGUGUCCGUAAGGUGGCCAACAAAGAAAAAGCUGCUCAGGAGGUCGCAGCAUUACAGCAGAAAUAUGAAAAAGUGCUAGAAAAUGUUAAAGAGAAACAGACCUUAUUAGAGACUCUUCUGGCUCAGUGGCAGAAGCAGGAGAAGGAGCUCCCUGCCUUCCUGGCCUGGUUGGAGGGAUGUGAAGCUACAGCCCAGCCUUCAGAGCAGUAUGUUUCUGCUGAUAGAGUUAAGCUGGAAAAUGAACUGCAGUCACUGCAGGAUUUGCAAGCAGAUAUUGUGUCCCAUGCUUCAGUCUAUGACAGCCUAUUACAGUUAAAUGAGUCGCUAUUUCCAACAGCUUCGAACCAGUGUGUGAAAACAAUAAAAGAAAAAUUUGAAGAGCUGGAUGAGAGGUGGAAAGCUUUGCCACAAACUGUUGAUAAAAGGAUCAACUUCCUUCAAUCUCUUGUUGCUGAGCAUGGGCAGUUUGAUGAGCUCCUGCUCAUGUUUUCAGACUGGAUUAAGCAAUUUCUUGCUGAACUACAAGCCACUUCAGAGAUAAACACAGCUGAUCAACAACUAGCUGCAUCUCACAAUAAGAACCACUCAAUGGAAGUUGAAAGUAAGAAACAGCAGUUACAAAGUCUGAAGGAACAUGUAGAUAAAUUGUGUUCUUUCAGCAGCCCAGAGGACCAGCAGACAUUGCAGGGAAAGACUGAAGAUUGCUUUCAGAUCUUCCAGGAGGCAAGUCAAAUAACUAGCCAAAGACAAGAGACUCUGGAUCAGCUGCGAGUUUUCCUAGAGCUCCAAAGGGCUGCAUCAGGAGUGCUCCACCAGCUGAAGCAGACAGUGGAGAAAACAGGGAAUAUAGAUAAAGCCAAAUCUGAAUUACUGGAGAAAGAACUCAGUGGUGUUAUUCAAGAUCUUAACAAGUUGGAAUCUGUUGCCAUCAGUUUGGAUGGUUCCCUUACUAAGGCUCAAUAUCAUCUGAAACACAGCAUUUCUGGGCAGAGGACCUCCUGCAGGACGAUGGUGGAUAAUCUGUGUGUGGAACUGGAGACAGUUCAAAACCUGCUGGGAACCAAACAAAGUGAGGCAGAAGCACUUGGAGCCUUGCAAAGAUCUUUCAAGGAGCGUAGAGAACAGUUACUGAAGAGUAUUGAAGAUAUUGAGGAAAAGGCUGACAAGGAGGGCCUGAAGGAGGCAACAAUACAAGCCCUCCAGCAAAGAUUAAGGAUCUUUAACCAGUUAGAUGAAGAACUGAAUUCUCACCAGCAUGAACUCCAGUGGCUCAUGGGCAAAGCAAAACAAAUAACCCAAAAAGAUAUCACACUUGCUCCUGAGACUGACAAAGAGAUAAAUUGCUUAGAAUCUCUGUGGAAGGACACCAAGAAAGUUAUACAUGAAAAAAAGGAGCAGUCCUGCAUUCUUAUUGAUCUGAUGAAGGAAUAUCAGAGCUUGAAGUCAACAGUAAUGAAAGUCAUAGAGAGUGCUAACAGUGCUUCUGUGAUCAAAUCCAUUUGGAAGGAUCAUGAAGAUGUCAGGCGAACAUUAUCAAAGCAUGAAGCUGCCAGGAAUGAUCUGAGUGAUAAACAAAAAGACCUGGAUACUUUCACUAAUAAAGGGAAACAUUUGUUAGCGGAAUUGAAAAGAGUGCAUAACUGCGACUCCACUGCGGUAAAAACAGAUAUGAACUCUAUGGUGGACAAAUGGCUAGAUGUGUCGGAAAGAAUUGAAGAUAAUAUUGACCGACUCAGUAUAAGCAUGUCCCUAUGGGAUGACAUCCUGAAAACUGGAGAUGAAUUAGAUGGCUGGUCUAAUAAGUACAUUUCUCAACUGAAUGAAGGCAUCAACAACUUCAGUAACAGUCAGAGAAUGGAGGUCCUCCUGAAAGACUUCCAGUCUGAAGUCAAGGAUAAAGAACUGAAGUUGGAGCAACUUAUUUCCAAAAUUUCAGAACUCAAAGAACUGACCCAUAGUGAAGAGCCUCCUGCAGAUCUCCAGUUUAUAGAAUCAGAUUUGAGGCAGAAGUUGGAACAUGCCAAAGAAAUGUCAGAGACAGCAAAAGAGACCCUGAAAGAUUUCAGUACUCAGAAGAUGGAGUUACAGAAGUCGAUUGGUCAGAUGACAGACUGGUUAACACAAGUGGAAGAGAUGCUGUUAAGCUGUGCACGUAAACUGGAUCCUGAAGUUCUAAAUAAAAUAAAGGAAACACAAAAAGACCUUCAGCUUCAGCAAAGCAGCAUUGACUCAAUGCGUGAGAACCUCAACAGCCUCUGUCGCAAAUACCAUUCUGUAGAGCUGGAAACUCUUGGUGGCACUGUCACUUUAUUGAUAAAGAAGUUUGAAGCUGUGAAUCUGCUCUGUUCCAGAACACAGGCCAGACUGCAAGAGUCCUUGGAAAAACAUUUUCUCUAUUCUGUGCAAGAAUUCCAGGAAUGGUUUUCUGGUGUGAAGGCUGCAGUGAAAGAAUCAUCUGACAGGUCUGGGGACAGCAAAACCAUAGAGGCAAAGCUACACGACUUGCAGGGUGUGCUGGACUCUGUUAGUGAGGGACAGAACAAAUUAGAUGCUGCCUGCAAGGAAGGAGAAAAUUUGUAUGGUUGUUUACCCAAACCAGUUGUGAGCCGUAUUCAGGAGCAAAUAGCAAAGUCUAAGCAGAACUUCCAGGAGUUCCUCAACCAGUGUCUGAAUGACAAGAAGGCCCUGGAAGCUUGUGCCUCACACCUGGAAAACUUUGAAGAUCAGUACAAGAAACUUGGCCUGUGGAUGCAUGACAUGGAAGAAAGAAUAAGCACAGAAGCAUUAGGAGAGAGCAAGCAGCUUAUUUCUGAGAAGAAAAAGGAGGUGCAAAAAGUGGAAAAAUUCCUGGAAGAGUUGCUGAAUUCAAGGGAAUCUUUUGAUCAGUUGUCCCAAAUGGCACAGACUUUAAAUGAAGAAGGCCAUGAUGCAGGGAGGGAAGUGCGUCUGGCUUCUCAGCAUCUCACCAAUUAUCAAAACAUGGUCAAAAGUGUCAAGGAGAAGCUGCGAACUUGUCAGCUUGCACUCCAAGAGCAUCUCACUCUGGAGGAGGCAUCAGAGAGUAUGUGGUCAUGGGUGAAAGAGGUUCAAGAUAAACUGGCAUCAUCACAGAGCACUUUUGGUAGCAAAGCCACACUGGAGAGACGACUGACACAAAUUCAGGAGAUCCUCUUACUCAAAGGUGAUGGUGAAGUUAAGCUGAACAUGGCCAUUGGAAAAGGAGAACAAGCACUUAAAAGCAGCAAUGAAGAAGGACAAAAAGUGAUACAAACCGAGCUAGAGACAUUGAAGGAUGUAUGGAAUGACAUCAUCAGUACCUCAGUGAACUGGCAAAGCUGCCUAGAUUCUGUUAUUAGCCAGUGGAAUGACUAUCUGGAAAGGAAGAACCAGCUGGAACAGUGGUUAGAGAAAUUGGAUCACAAAGUGGAACAGCCUUUAGAACCACAGAUUGGUCUGAAGGAGAAGUUUGCUCAGCUGGACCACUUCCAGGCUAUUGUUUCUGAGAUAGAGGAUCACUCUGAUGAUUUACAGCAACUCAUUGACAAAGCUGUGGAACUAUAUGAAAAAACGGGAGAUGAUUCUUUUGGAGAUGCAGCUCAGGAAGAGCUAAAAACACAGUUUAAUGACAUCUCAACUGUGGCCAAGGAGAAAAUGAGGAAAGUGGAAGAUAUUGUGAAGGAUCAUUUGCUCUACCUUGAUGCUGUGCAUGAAUUCACAGACUGGCUGCAUUCUGCAAAGGAAGAGCUUCACCGCUGGUCAGAUGCAUCUGGAGAUACACCAACUAUACAGAAGAAGCUGGCCAAAAUCAAUGAGCUGGUGGAGUCCCGGCAGGCCGGCGCGGACCGGCUGUGCCGAGUGGAGACGCUGGCCCCCGCCGCGAAGCGCGGCACCACGGCCGGCGGGUGCCAGCUGCUGGCGGCCGAGAUGCAGGCGCUGCAGGCGGACUGGCGGCAGUGGGAGGAGAGCGCCCGCCGCAGCCAGGGCGGCCUGCGGGACCUGCUGAGCCAGAUGGCCCUGUCGGAGCGGGAGUUCGCGGCGCAGGCCGGGCGGCUGGAGGAGGCUGUGCAGCGGCUCGGCGGGCAGCUGGCCGCCUGGUCCCAGGGGCUGGUCCCCGCCGACAGCCGGCACACCGACGCCGAGGUCGUGGAGAGCUGGCGCAAGGAGAAAGAAACAUUGGAUGCUCUAGUAGAGUCUGAACAUAUUACAGAUGAGAUCAAAAGUCAGUUGAAUGAUCUUUGUAGAUUUUCCAGGGAUCUGAGUACUCAUUCUUCAAAAGUUUCAGGAUUGAUUAAGGAGUAUAACAGUCUCUGCCUGCAAGCUUCAAAAGGAUGUCAGAGCAAAGAGCAGAUCUUGCAGCAAAGAUUUCGGAUGGCUUUCAGGGAUUUUCAGCAGUGGCUGGUCAAUGCAAAAGUCACCACUGCCAAAUGCUUUGAUGUGCCUCAAAAUAUCAGUGAAGCUUCAGCAAGUCUGCAGAAAAUACAGGAAUUCUUAUCGGAAAGUGAGAAUGGGCAACAAAAGCUAAACCUGGUAGCAUCCAAAGGAGAACUGCUGUGCUCUGUUUUACCAAAGGAAAAGGCUAAAGUUAUCCAGGACAAAUCUGCUACUGCUAAAGAAGAUUGGAAAAAUUUUAUCACCACCCUCCACCAGAAGAAAUCUACAUUGGAGAACUUAAAGAUCCAGAUGAAGGACUUCGAAGCAACUGCUGAGCCUUUGCAGGAGUGGCUGACCUCAACUGAGAAGAUAGUACAAGGAAGUAGCAGUCGGCUCCAUGAUCUUCCCUCCAAGAGGAGAGAACAGCAGAAGUUGCAGUCUGUCCUUGAGGAAAUAAGCUGCCACGAGCAUCAGCUCAACAGGCUAAAAGAGAAAGCUCAGCAGCUGUGGGAAGAACAAGCUGUCAGCAAAAGCUUUAUGCGCAGAGUGUCUCAGUUGUCUUCUCAAUAUCUUACUCUAAGCAAUCUGACAAAGGAGAAAAUUUCCAGAAUGGAUAGGAUUGUAGUAGAGCACCAGCAGUUCUCACACAGUGUCAAGGACCUCCAGGACUGGGUUGCUGAUGCAGUUCACAUGCUGGAUUCCUACCGUCAUCCCACUGCAGACAAGAGUGUUCUGGACAGCCGGAUGUUAAAACUAGAGAGCCUGCUAGCAGUGAAACAAGAAAAAGAAAUCCAAAUGAAAAUCAUUCUGACAAGAGGAGAAUCUGUUCUACAAAAUACUUCUCUGGAGGGAGUACCAGUGAUUGAAGGGCAGUUGCAGAACUUGAAGGACAGCUGGGCUUCUCUUCUAUCUGCUUGUAUCCAGUGCAAGAGUCAACUGGAAGGAGCUCUAUCCAAAUGGACAAGUUACCAGGAAGAUAUUCAUCAGUUUUCCAGAUGGAUGGAUAAAGUAGAAGCAAGUAUGAAUGCUUCUGAAAGGCAGUAUGCUGAACUGAGGGAAAAAACAGCUGCCCUCAGCAAAGCCAAGCUACUCAGUGAAGAGGUGUUGAGUCACAACAGCCUGUUGGAGACCAUUGAAGUGAAAGGAAGUGGGAUGGCUGAGCAUUACAUUGCCCAGCUUGAACUCCAGGAACUUCAGGAGCGGUAUAAAUUCCUCAAAGAAAGAACAAGGGAAGCAGUAACAAAAGCUGAAGGACUUCUUACAUUACAUCAAGAGUACCAAAAAAAUUUGAAGGCCUUUGAAGUAUGGUUGGAGAAGGAAAAGGAAAAACUUGACUGUUUAUCACAUCUUGAUGGUGAUGCCCAGGAACAGGAGGCAACACUCCGAGAUUUACAGGACAUGCAGGUCCACUGCACAGAGGGACAAGCAUUACUGAAUGCUGCUGUCCAUGCCAGAGAGGAAGUGAUUCCCUGGGGCAUUCCCCAGAUAGAAGACAGAGUUCUGGAAUCCUUACGGCAGGAUUGGCAAGUUUAUCAGUACAGGCUAUCUGAAGCAAGAAGCCAAUUAAAUGCCACUGUGAGCAGACUGAGGUUAAUGGAGAAAAAAUUUCAGAAGGUUAAUGACUGGUUAACAACGCUGGAGGAGAAAGUUGCUAUCAGGACUGGCAGGCAGUCUGGAAGAGCAACAAAGGAGAUGCAGCUUCAACAAAUGAAGAAGUGGCAUGAAGACAUUACAAUCUACAAAGAUGAUGUAGAGGAAGUUGGGGUAUUGGCUCAGCAAAUACUAGAGGAAAGUCUCACUGCAAGUAGAAUGGGAAGUCAGGCUACACAACUUACAUCUCGCUACCAAACUCUUCUUCUUCAUGUCUUGGAGCAAAUAAAGUUUCUGGAAGAAGAAAUACGCUGCAUGGAGGAGUCAGAAUUGUCUUUUAGUGCUUACACAAAUUGGUAUGGAGCUACUAACAAGAACUUCAGAAAUGUGAUUACCAAAUUUGACGUGGUUGAUAAAACAGCACUGGAGAAAAAAGUGCAGAAACUAGAGCUGCUAUUGAGUGAUAUGGACAUAGGCCACAGUUUACUGAAAUCAGCCCGGGAAAAGGGGGAGCGAGCUAUAAAAUACAUGGAAGAAAAUGAAGUUGACCAGCUAAGAAAAGAAAUUGGUGAUCAUGUGGAACAGCUUGAAGAGCUGGCAGGCUCCAUCAGGAAAGAGCACAUGACUUCAGAGAAGUGUCUUCAGCUGGUAAAAGAGUUCUCAGACAAGUACAAGGCACAGACUCAGUGGAUCACAGAUUACCAAGCCAUCUUACAUGCUCCAGUAGAGCCAAAGAGUGAACUCUAUGAGAAGAAGGCCCAGUUGUCCAAAUACAAGUCCAUACAACAGACUGUUCUGUCCCAUGAACCUUCAGUGAAGUCAGUGGUUGAAAAGGGAGAGGCACUUUUUGACCUGGUGAAUGAUGUGACUCUAAAGAACAACAUUCGAGACCUUCAGAGCAGUUACCAGGAACUCUGCAGCAAAAUAAAGGCAUGUGUUGAAACCUUAGAAGUGAGAGUAAAAGAACAUGAGGAUUACAAUAGUGAUUUGCAAGAAGGGGAGAAAUGGUUGUUACAUAUGUCCAGCAGAUUGGUCAGCCCUGACCUUGUGGAAAGCAACAAUCUUGAAAUAAUCACUCAGCAACUAGCUAACCACAAGGCUAUCAUGGAAGAAAUUGCAGGAUUUGAAGAUUGUUUGAACAACCUUAAGAGUAAAGGUGAUUACUUGAUCAGUCAAUGCGCAGAACAUCUCCAAGCAAAGUUUAAGCAAAACAUACAAAGCCAUCUUCAGGGGACAAGGGACAGCUAUUCUGCCAUAUGUAGCACAGCCCAAAGAGUGUACCAGACUUUGGAACAUGAACUCCAGAAGCAUGUUAAUCAUCAGGAUACUCUACAACAGUGCCAGACUUGGCUAUCUACAGUGCAGUCAGAGCUAAAGCCAACUACCUGGACACCUUUCAGCCUGGCAGAUGCAGUUAAACAGGUUAAACAUUUCCGGGCUCUGCAGGAGCAGGCCAACACAUAUUUGGAUCUUCUGUGCUCCAUGUGUGAUCUGUCAGAUGCCACAGUGAAGAGUACAGCAGCAGAUAUUCAACAAACAAAACAAACGAUCGAACAACAGAUAAGACAUUCACAGUAUUUGUCUCAAGGUUGGGAAGAGAUAAAACAAUUGAAAGCUGAGCUCUGGAUAUAUUUCCAGGAUGUGGAUCAACAACUACAGAAUUUAAAAAGGAGACGGGCAGAAUUGGAGCUAAACAUUGCCCAGAAUAUGGUACUCAAGGUUAAGGAAUUCAGUCAGAAGUUACAGUCUAAGCAGUCAGCUCUUACCUCUAUGACUGAGAAGAUGAAUAAGCUAACCCAAGGACAAGAAUCACCUGAACACAAGGAAGUAGGAGAACUGAGCAACCAGUGGCUGGACCUCUGCCUUCAGGCACACAGUUUGCUCAUGCAGAGGGAGGAGGAUCUGCAGAGGACAAGAGAUUACCAUGAUCGCAUGAACGUAGUUGAAGUUUUCUUGGAAAAGCUCACAAAAGAGUGGGACAACCUAGCUAGAUCUGAUGCUGAAAGUACAAAUGUGCACCUUGAAGCUUUGCAGAAAUUGGCAAUGGUGCUACAAGAAAGGAGAUUUGCUCUGGAAGAUUUCAAAGAUCAGAAACAGAAGAUGAUAGAACAUCUGAAUCUUGAUGACAAAGAAUUAGUAAAGGAGCAAUUCAGUCAUUUUGAGCAACGCUGGACUCAGCUGGAGGACCUUGUCAAAAGGAAAAUUCAAGUUUCUGUUUCAACUUUAGAAGAGCUCAAUUUGGUGCAUUCCAAAUUUCAUGAACUAAUGGAAUGGGCAGAGGAGCAGCAACCUAGUAUCUCAGAGGCUCUUAAACAGAGCCCUCCACCAGAUUUGGCUCAGAGUCUUCUCAUGGAUCAUCUUACCAUUUGCAGUGAGCUUGAAGCCAAACAGCUCGUUCUGAAGAUGCUUGUGAAAGAUGCUGACAGGGUGAUGACCAAUCUAGGGCUCAAUGAAAGGCAAGAGCUGCAGAAAACAGUUUCUUGUGCACAGCACCAUGUGGCUUGUCUCAGCGAUUUGGUUGGCCAGAGGAGAAAACACCUGAAUAAAGCACUGUCUGAAAAGACCCAGUUUCUCAUGGCAGUCUUUCAGGCUACAAACCAAAUUCACCAGCAUGAGAAGAAGGUAAUGUUUCCAGAACACAUUUGUCUGUUGCCAGAAGAUGUGAAUAAACAGAUCAGGACUUGUAAGAAUACCCAGGCUAACCUGAAGGCCUAUCAAAAUGAGGUCACAGGGUUGUGGGCUCAAGGAAGGAAUUUAAUGAAAGAAGCAACAAAUCAAGAAAAGAGUGAAGUGUUAGGUAAACUGCAAGAACUACAGAAUGUGUAUGACACUGUUUUACAAAAGUGUAACCAGAGAUUGUUAGAACUGGAGAAAAAUAUUGUUUCCAGGAAAUAUUUCAAAGAAGACUUAGAUAAAGCUUGCCAUUGGCUAAAACAAGCUGAUAUUGUCACAUUCCCAGAAGUCAAUGUAAUGAAUUCUGACACUGAGCUAUACAGCCAGCUGGCAAAGUAUCAACAGAUUCUUGAACAGUCUCCAGAAUAUGAAAACCUGCUACUUGCACUGCAAAGAGAUGGUCAAGAAGUCCUACCAUCACUUAAUGAAGUGGAUCAUUCCUAUCUGAAUGAAAAACUUAACAGUCUCCCUCAGCAAUUCAAUAUUGUCACUGCUCUGGCAAAAGAAAAAUUAUAUAAAGUUCAGGAAGCAAUUUAUGCCAGAAAAGAGUAUGCCUCUUUGAUUGAGUUGACAAGUAAAGCUCUGACUGAGCUAGAAGAUCAGUUUGUUAACAUGGACAAAGCUCCAGCUGCUGUUUUAGCUAAAGAAGCUGUGUCACUCCAGCAGGCCUACAGAGAUCUCUUAGGUGAAGUGAUAAGCCUUGGUGCAGCAGUGGAUGAACUGAACCAGAAGAAGGAGGCCUUUCGGAGCACUGGCCAGCCAUGGCAACCAGAUGAAAUGUUAAAACUUGCCACACUAUAUCACAAGUUGAAAAGACAAAUAGAACAGAAAAUCAACCUGUUGGAAGACACAAUAGAAGCAUGCCAGGAACAUGAGAAAAUGUGUGUGCAGUUUGAGGCACAGCUCGAGGCAGUAAAAAGGGAGCGGUUUAAGGUAAACGAAGAAACGCUCCCAAUAGAAGAAAAGUUGAAAAUAUACCAUUCUCUGGUGGGCAGCUUGCAAGACUCAGGAAGUCUUCUGAAGCGAAUAACUGAACAUCUGGAAGCCCUUUCUCCUCAACUUGACUCAUCUGCAUAUGAGACAACAAAUCACCAAGUGCAGGCUUGGCAAGAGAAACUGAAGUCUUUGCAUGCUGCCAUUGUCGACACCGUAAUGGAGUGUGAGAACAGACUUGUGCAAAGCAUAGACUUCAAGACAGAAAUCUGCCGCUCACUCGACUGGUUGAGAUGGGUGAAAGCAGAACUUAAUGGAACAUUAAGUUUGGACUUCAAACUGCAGUGCAUCCAGGAAGAAAUCCGAAAGGUUCAAAUACAUCAGGAAGAAGUGCAGUCAAGCCUGAGAAUAAUGAAUGCACUGAGCAAUAAAGAGAAAGAGAGAUAUAUGAAAGCAAAGGAGCUGAUACCUGCUGACCUGGAAAACACUCUUGCUGAGCUGAUGGAACUAGAUGGUGAAGUUCAAGAAGCUAUACAUGUGAGACAGGCUACCUUGAAUAAAGUAUAUAGCCUCUGCCAAAGAUACUACCAAGUGAUGCAGAUAGCAAAUGACUGGCUUGAAGAUGCUCAGGAAUUUCUACAUUUAGCAAGAAAUGGUUUCGAUGUUGAGAAUUCUGAGGAGAACCUAAGGAACCACAUUGAAUUUUUCAGCACAGAAAGUCAGUUCAAUAAUCAUUUGAAAGAGUUACAGGGCCUUGUGUCUGAGAUAGAGCCCUUUAUACAAGCCACAGCAAGAGAAAAGCUGGUACAGAAUGUAGCUGCAUUGGAGGAAAAGGCCAAAGGGACAAAGCAAGAAGCCCAAACCCAGCAAGAGCAGUUACAAAGAUGUGCUUCUGAGUGGCAGGAGUACCAGACAGCAAGGCAGAAGGUUAUUGAAGUGAUGAACGAGGCUGAGAAAAAAUUAUCUGAAUUCUCAGUAGCUAAAGCUGCUUCUUCUCAUGAGGCAGAAGAGAAAUUGCUAACACAUAAGACUCUUGUGUCCGUAGUGAAUUCUUUCCAUGAGAACAUCACAGCCCUAGAAGAAAAGGCUUCGCAGCUGGAAAAAGUUAGCAAUGAUGCCAGUAAAGCAUCUAUAAGUAGAUCCAUGACAACAGUUUGGCAACGCUGGACACGGCUCCGAAAUGCAGCCCAGGAACAAGAAAAAAUUUUGGAAGAUGCAGUGCAGGAGUGGAAGGGCUUUAAUGAUAAGAUUCAGAAAGCCACCACAGCAAUAGAUCAGCUACAAGGUCGCUUACCAGAGAGCUCAGUGGAAAAGUCAUCCAAGACUGAGCUCCUGGAACUCCUGGAUUACCAUAGCAGUUUCCUUCUGGAGGUGGACCACCAGCUGUCAUCUUUGGGCCUGCUCAAACAGCAUGCUGUCAGCAUGCUUCAGGAUGUGGAAAUAAGGCCUCCAUCUCAGGAGGAACUACCAGUAAUGCAGGAAAUCAAAGCAAUGCAAGAUCGAUGCCACAAUAUGCAACAGAAAGUUAAAAAAGGUGUGAAGAUGGCAAAACAGGAGCUGAAGGAACGUGAGGAGGUUGAAGCAGAGAUUAAUGUUGUGAACUCCUGGAUCCAGGAAACAAAAGAAUAUUUAUUAAGCCCUGAUGUAGAAGUGGACACUCAACUUCAGGAGUUGCAGUCUCUCCUUGGUGAAGUUACUACUCAUCGCCAGGCUGUUGAGAAAAUGGCUGAACAACAACAGAAUAAGUACCUGGGGCUUUAUACCAUUUUGCCUUCUGAACUCUCUCUUCAUUUAGCAGAAGUUGGGCUGGCCCUUGUAACUGUACAGGAUCAGAUUCAAACUAAAGAAAGAGAAACUCAGCAAAUCAAAACAUUGAAUCAAGAAUUUGAUCAGAAAAUUCAGGGGAUAGCAAAUGAACUAAAUGCCAUUCUUUCCAAACUGAAAAAGAAGACAAAUGAUAUAGCACAAGCUAAACUUGAACAAAAGAUCCUCGGCGAAGAGUUGGACAGCUGCAAUAUAAAGCUGUUGGAAUUAGAUGCAUCCGUCCAGGACUUUGCAGAGCAGAAUGCACCACUGGCUAAGCAGCUGGCUAACAGGAUAGGGAAACUCACUACAUUGCACCAACAGACUAUACGGCAGGCUGAGUACAGAGCAGCCAAGCUUAGUCAGGCUGCUUCACACUUGGAAGAAUACAACGAGAUGCAGGAGUUCGUAUUAAAAUGGAUUGAGAAAGCAAAUAUUCUAGUCCAUGGUAGUAUAACAUGGAAUUCUUCCUCUCAGCUUCGUGACCAGUGUAAAGCCUACCAGACCAUGCUUGAUGAAUCUGGAGAGAUUCACAGUGAUCUUGAGGCCAUGAGCGAGAGGAUUGAUUAUCUGGCAAGCGUGUACUGUACUGAAGGAAUGUCUCAGCAAGUGCUGGAACUAGGGCGUCGGACAGAGCAAUUACAGCAAGUUAUCAAACUGCAGCUGCCAAAUCUCCAAGAUGCUGCCAAGGACAUGAGGAAAUUUGAAGUUGAGCUGAGAGCCCUUCAGGCUUCUCUGGAGCAAGCCCAAGCCACAUUGACCUCUCCAGAGCUUGGACAUUUAAGCUUGAAAGAGCAACUUUCUCACAGACAGCAUCUGUUGUCUGAAAUGGAGUCACUGAAGCCAAAAGUUCAGGCAGUACAAGACUGCCAGAGUGCCUUGAGGAUUCCUGAAGAGGUGGUCACCGGCCUGCCAAUAUGCCAUAGUGCCCUCCGGCUCCAGGAGGAGGCCAGCCGCCUGCAGCACACUGCCAUUCAGCAGUGCAACAUCAUGCAGGAAGCAGUGGUUCAGUAUGAGCAGUAUGAGCAAGAAAUGAAACAUUUGCAGCAAAUGAUAGAGAGUGCCCAUCGUGAGAUCCAAGGCAAGCCAAUAGCAACCAGCAAUAUCCAGGAACUUCAGGUCCAGAUUUCACGUAAUGAGGAACUGGCUCAGAAGAUCAAAGGAUACCAGGAGCAAAUUGCUUCUUUGAAUUCAAAGUGCAAGAUGCUGACAAUGAAAGCAAAACAUGCCACCAUGCUGCUGACAGUGACAGAAGUGGAGGGGCUGUCCGAGGGAAUGGAGGAGCUGGAUUCAGACCUGCUCCCAGCACACCCCACUCAUCCCUCGGUGGUUAUGAUGACUGCUGGUCGCUGUCACACGCUGCUCUCCCCUGUCACUGAGGAAUCUGGGGAGGAGGGAACCAACAGUGAGAUUUCUUCUCCACCUGCCUGUCGCUCUCCUUCACCUGUGGCUAAUACAGAUGCUUCUGUUAACCAGGACAUUGCUUAUUACCAAGCCUUAUCUGCUGAACAGUUGCAGACAGAAGCUGCUAGAAUUCAACCCAGCACCUCAGCUACCCAGGAGUUUUAUGAACCAGGCUUAGAAUCAGCUGCUAGUGCUAAAUUGGAUGAUUUGCAGCGUUCUUGGGAAACACUGAAAAAUGUGAUCAGUGAAAAGCAACGCACUCUCUAUGAAGCUCUUGAGCGUCAACAGAAGUAUCAGGACACACUCCAGUCUAUAUCCACAAAAAUGGAGACCACCGAAAUCAAACUAAAUGAGAGUUUGGAACCAGCCAAAAGCCCGGAGAGCCAGAUGGCUGAACAUCAGGCUUUGAUGGAUGAGAUUUUAAUGUUGCAAGAAGAAAUCACUGAGCUUCAGACAUCACUAGCCCAGGAACUUGUUUCAGAACCAUUGGAUGCAGAAGCUGCUGAUCAGAUGGCAUUGCAGUCCACUCUCACAGUCUUGGUGGAACGAAUGGCCACAAUUCGAAUGAAGGCAUCAGGAAAACGACAGCUGUUAGAGGAAAAACUGAAUGAGCAGCUGGAAGAACAGCGGCAAGAGCAGGCUCUUCAAAGGUACCGUUGUGAAGCUGAUGAGCUUGACCACUGGCUACUCAAUACCCGAGCAACACUGGACACUGCUCUGGUUACUGCUGAGGAACCUAUGAACAUGGAAGCACAGCUGGUAGACUGUCAGAACAUGUUGGUUGAAAUAGAACAGAAGGUGGUAGCCUUGUCAGAGCUGUCUGUGCACAACGAGAAUUUGCUUAUGGAGGGAAAGGCUCACACCAAGGACGAGGCAGAGCAGCUGGCUAUGAAGCUCAGGACACUGAAGGGCAGCCUUCUGGAACUGCAGAGAGUGCUCCAUGACAAACAGAUCAACAUUCGGCAGGGAUCAUUACAAGAAAAGGAGGAGAGUGAUCUGGACUUCGUUUCCUCACAAAGCCCCAGUGUUCAAGAAUGGCUGGCACAAGCAAGAACUACCCGCUCACAGCAACAGCAGAGUACCCUGCAGCAACAGAAAGAGCUGGAACAAGAGCUGGAAGAGCAGAAGAAUCUGCUUCGAUCAGUUGCAUGCCGUGGAGGAGAAAUCCUAACACAGCAAGGUGCUACAGAAGGCCUGUGUAUAAGUGGAAAGCCUGAUACACCUUCUGAGGAAUUAGUCUUAGAAGGUGAGAAGCCAUCAUUUGAAGAACAGAUGAAGAGGAAAUGGGAAAGCCUAAAUCAGGAAUUCAGUACCAAGCAGAGACUGCUCCAGAAAGCUUUGGAAAAAGAACAGCUGCAGCUUUAUAGCAGACCGAACAGACUGAUACCUGGAAUGCCUUUGUAUAAAGUGGAGAGACAGGAUGAAGAUAAAUCCUCCAUCUCACCAGUACUGGUUGAAUUGAAUCAGGCCUUUGAAGAUGUCUCAUCUGAGGCUGGACGGGUGGAGGAGACCCUGCAUCUUGAACAGAAGCUGUAUGACGGUGUCACAGCCACAUCCAUGUGGCUAGAUGGUGUGGAAGAGCAGGUCUUUGUUGCUACAGCUCUGUUGCCAGAGGAAGAAACAGAAACAUACCUCUGCAAGCAAGAGUCUCUUGCCAAAGAAAUCAAAGACAUAACAGAAGAAGUGGAUAAGAACAAGAGUUUAUUUGCUCAGAUAUUUCCUGACCAUAGUGAUAAUAGGGUUAUCAUAGAAGACACUUUGGAUUGUCUCCUGAAAAGACUGACCUUACUGGAGUCAGUAGUAAAUCAGAGAUGCCAUCAGAUGAAAGGACGGAUCCAGCAAAUAGUCACGUUCAAGAAUGAUCUGAAGCUCAUGUUUACAACGGUGGCUGAUAACAAAUACUUAGUUCUACAGAAACUAGCAGAGGCAGCUGACAGACCAGAAACAGAACAAAUGCAGGUCAUACUGCAGGCAGAAGAAGGUUUGAAGGAACUAGAUGCUGGAAUCAAUGAAUUAAAGAAGCGUAUAGACAAACUACAGAUUGACCAAGCUUCUGUACAAGAGUUGUCUAAGAUCCAGGAUAAGUAUGAUGAGCUGCUGAUGAUCAUUGGAUCCAGGCAAAGUGAUCUGAAUCAGAAUAUGGCUCUUAAGAGCCAGUAUGAGCGGGCUUUACAGGACCUGGCUGACCUGGUAGAAACAGGCCAAGAAAAAAUGGCUGGUGACCAGAAAAUGAUUGUUUCUUCUAAGGAAGAAGUUCGAUUGCUGCUUGACAAACAUAAGGAAUACUUUCAAGGGUUGGAGUCUCACAUGAUCCUAACAGAAACACUUUUUAGAAAGAUGAGUAGCUUUGCUCUCUUAAAGGAAACUCAGUCACAUUCAGAGCUAAUGACACAAGCUUCAGCUAUAUUAAAGCUGGCUCAUAAACGAGGUGUGGAACUGGAAUACAUUCUAGAGACCUGGACGCAUCUAGAUGAAGAUUACCAGGAACUUACCAGACAACUGGAAUCUGUUGAAGGAAACAUCCCCACUGUUGGUUUGGUGGAAGAGACAGAGGACAGGCUUAAAGACCGGAUUACACUUUUUCAGCAUCUAAGGUCUAACCUGACUGAAUACCAACCUAAAUUAUACCAAGUGCUAGAUGAUGGGAAGAGACUCCUUUUUUCUGUUAGCUGCUCAGAUCUUGAAAGUCAGCUGAACCAACUAGGAGAACACUGGUUAAGUAACACCAGCAAAGUUACCAAGGAGCUUCACAGGCUGGAAACAAUACUGAAGCACUGGACAAGGUAUCAAAGUGAAUCAAAUGAAUUGACACAGUGGUUACAAUCUGCAAAGGAGCGACUUGAGUUUUGGAGCCAGCAGUCUUUGACAGUUCCUCAGGAACUGGAAACAGUCCGAGACCACCUGAACUCCUUUUUGGAGUUUUCAAAAGAAGUGGAUGCUAAAUCAUCACAGAAAUCUUCUGUCCUGAGUACUGGGAACCAGCUCCUCAGGCUUAAGAAAGUAGAUACAGCAGCAUUGCGUGCAGGAUUGUCCCACAUUGAAACCCAGUGGACAGAGUUGCUCACACAAAUCCCAGCAGUACAAGAGAAAUUGCACCAGCUCCAGAUGGACAAAAUUCCUUCUCGCCAUGCCAUCACUGAAGUUAUGAGCUGGAUUUCCUUGAUGGAAAAUAUCAUUCAGCAGGAUGAAGAAAAUAUAGAAAAUAUAGUAGGACAGAAAGUAAUUCAGGAUUACAUCCAGAAGUACAAGGGUUUCAAGAUAGAUUUAAAUUGCAAACAGUUGACUGUCGACUUUGUGAACCAAUCGGUGCUACAAAUCAGCAGCCAGGAUGUCGAAAGUAAACGCAGCGACAAAACUGAUUUUGCAGAGCAGCUCGGAGCCAUGAACAGACGUUGGCAGAUCCUUCAAGGCCUGAUAACAGAAAAGAUCCAGCUGUUGGAAAACCUGCAGGAAUCCUGGACAGAAUUUGAAAAUAAUGUGCAAUGCCUAAAAACUUGGUUUGAAACUCAAGAGAAGAAGCUGAAGCAGCAACAAAAAGUUGGUGACCAGGCUUCAGUACAGAAUGCUUUGAAAGACUGUCAGGAAUUAGAAGAAUCAAUAAGAACAAAGGAAAAAGAAGUGGAAAAUAUAGAACAGAGUGGUCUUUCUUUGGUACAGAACAAGAAAGAAGAAGUCUCUUCUGCUGUUAUGAAUACACUGCAAGAAAUUAACCAUUCCUGGGCCAAUUUGGAUCACAUGGUUAGCCAACUGAAGAUAUUGUUGCAAUCUGUUCUUGAUCAGUGGAGCAUUUACAAAGUGGCUUAUGAAGAACUGAAUAGUUACCUGACUGAAGCCAGAUAUUCUUUGUCCCGUUUUUAUCUUCUUACUGGUUCUUUGGAAGCUGUGAAAGUCCAGGUUGAUAACCUUCAGAGCCUACAAGAUGAAUUGGAAAAACAAGAAAAUAGCUUACAGAAGUUUGGUUCUGUGACCAAUGAAUUGUUGAAAGAAUGUCAACCACCAGUGACUGAAACACUUACCAGUACUUUGAAAGAAGUGAAUAUGAGUCUCUUCACCAGGUGGAACAACCUUCUGCAGGAGACUGCAGAGCGACUGCGUGCCAGCAGAGCCCUCCUUCAGCUGUGGCAGAGGUACAAGGACUGUUACCAGCAGUGCUCUUCCACAGUCCGUCAGCGAGAAGACCAGACCAAUGAACUCCUGAAGACUGCAACCAGCAAAGACAUCACUGAUGAUGAAGUUACCACUUGGAUUCAGGACUGCAAUGAUGUGCUCAUGGAUUUGAAAACAGCACAGGAGUCACUGGUUGUUCUUCAGGAUCUGGGGGAGGAGCUGAAAAGCCAGGUGGAGGCUUCAGCAGCAGCAGCUAUACAGUCUGAUCAUCUUUCUCUGAAGCAGAAUCUGUCAACCCUAGAACAGGCUCUCCGCAAGCAACAGGCUGUACUUCAGGCUGGAGUUCUGGACUAUCAAGCCUUUGCCAAGAACCUGGAAGUCCUUGAGACCUGGAUAACAGAAGCAGAAGAAAUGUUGAAAGAACAGGAUCCCAGUCACUCAUCUGAUCUCUCAGCAAUAAAGAGUAGAAUGGAGCAACUCAAGAGUCAGAUGUUGAAGUUCAGCAGCAUGACCCCAGAUUUGGACCGUCUUAAUGAGCUGGGUUACAGGCUUCCUCUGAAUGAUAAAGAAAUCAAAAGGAUGCAGAAUCUGAACAGACAUUGGUCUCUGAUCUCAUCUCAGACUACGGAGAGAUUCAGUAAGCUGCAGUCUUUCUUGCUGCAGCAGCAGACCUUCUUGGAGAAAUGUGAGACUUGGAUGGAUUUAUUGGUUCAGACUGAACAGAAGUUGGCAGCAGAGAUUUCAGGAAACUACCAAAGCCUUUUAGAGCAACAGAGGGCACACGAGCUAUUCCAGGCAGAGAUGUUCAGCCGCCAGCAGAUUUUGCAUUCAAUUAUCUCUGAUGGGCAGCUCCUCCUAGAACAAGGACAGGUGGAUGACAGGGAUGAAUUUAAUAUGAAGCUGACUCUUCUAAGUAAUCAAUGGCAAGGAGUAAUUCGCCGGGCACAGCAGAGGAGGGGGAUCAUUGACAGCCAGAUUCAUCAGUGGCAGCGCUACAGGGAGAUGGUAGAGAAGCUGCGCAAGUGGCUGAUGGAGAUGUCCCGUCAGCCGGUGACUGGGCUGGGCAACGUUCCUAUCCCAUUGCAGCAAGCAAGAGCACUACUGGAUGAAGUGCAGCUUAAAGAAAAAGUUCUCCUAAGGCAACAAGGGAGUUACAUCCUCACUGUGGAAGCUGGGAAGCAACUGCUGCUCUCUGCUGACAGUGGAGCUGAGGCAGUCCUGCAGACAGAGCUUACUGAAAUUCAGGAGCGCUGGAAGAUAGCUAGCUCCCAACUGGAGCAGCAAAAGAAACAGCUUGCUUUACUACUGAAAGACUGGGAAAAAUGUGAAAAGGACAUAGGGGACUCCCUGGAGAAGCUAAGAUCAUUCAAAAAAAAACUUUCUCAGCCAUUGCCAGAUCACCAUGAUGAAUUGCAUGCAGAGCAGAUUCGUUGCAAGGAGUUAGAGAAUGCUGUUGAAGGCUGGACAGAUGACCUUGCACACCUCUCUCUGCUGAAGGAGACUCUGUCUGUAUAUAUCAGUGCAGAUGAUAUCUCAAUCCUCAGUGAGCGUAUAGAGCUCCUGCACAGACAGUGGGAGGAGCUGUGCCACCAGGUCUCCUUACGUCGACAACAAGUUAGUGAGAGACUGAAUGAGUGGGCUGUCUUCAGUGAGAAAAACAAGGAGCUCUGUGAGUGGCUGACACAAAUGGAAAGUAAGGUGUCUCAAAAUGGCGACAUCCUCAUAGAAGAAAUGAUUGAGAAACUUAAAAAGGAUUAUCAAGAGGAAAUUGCUAUAGCCCAGAAGAACAAAAUCCAGCUUCAGCAAAUGGGAGAGAGACUUGCUAAAGCCAGCCAUGAGAGUAAAGCAUCAGAGAUUGAAUACAAACUUGGCAAGAUUAAUGACAGGUGGCAGCAUCUUCUAGAUCUUAUUGCAGCCAGGGUAAAGAAAUUGAAGGAGACCCUUGUUGCAGUGCAGCAGCUGGAUAAAAACAUGAGUAGCCUGAGAUCUUGGCUUGCCCACAUUGAGUCAGAGCUGUCCAAACCUAUCGUCUAUGAAACCUGUGACUCUGAGGAGAUACAAAGGAAGCUAAAUGAGCAGCAGGAACUUCAGAGGGACAUAGAGAAACACAGCACUGGAGUGGCAUCUGUUCUCAAUCUGUGUGAAGUACUUCUUCAUGACUGUGAUGCUUGUGCCACAGAAGCAGAGUGUGACUCUAUCCAGCAGGCUACACGCAAUCUGGACAGAAGAUGGAGGAACAUUUGUGCAAUGUCAAUGGAAAGGCGACUUAAAAUUGAAGAGACCUGGAGGCUGUGGCAGAAAUUUUUGGAUGACUACUCUAGAUUUGAAGACUGGUUAAAAGUCUCUGAGAGGACAGCUGCUUUCCCAAGCUCCUCUGGUGUGCUUUACACUGUUGCUAAGGAAGAACUGAAGAAAUUUGAGGCCUUCCAGAGACAAGUGCAUGAAAGUCUGACUCAGCUGGAACUGAUCAACAAACAAUAUCGACGCCUGGCCAGAGAGAACCGCACUGACUCUGACUGCAGCCUCAAACAGAUGGUUCACGAGGGGAACCAGAGAUGGGACAAUUUACAAAAGCGAGUUACCUCCAUCCUGCGCAGACUAAAACAUUUUAUCAGCCAACGUGAGGAGUUUGAAACAGCACGCGAUAGCAUCCUGGUAUGGCUAACAGAGAUGGACCUGCAGCUGACCAACAUUGAGCAUUUCUCAGAGUGUGAUGUCCAAGCAAAGAUAAAGCAACUUAAGGCUUUCCAGCAAGAAAUUUCACUGAACAACAGCAAAAUUGAGCAAAUAAUUGUGCAAGGGGAGCAACUCAUUGAGAAAAGUGAGCCCCUGGAUGCAGCAGUCAUUGAAGAAGAAUUAGAUGAGCUGCGUCGUUACUGUCAAGAGGUCUUUGGACGUGUGGAACGCUAUCACAAGAAACUUAUCUGCCUUCCUCUAACAGAUGACGAACAUGACCUCUCUGACAGAGAGGUAGAUCUGGAUGAAUCAGCAGAUCUCUCUGACAUACGCUGGCAUGACAAAUCUGCGGACAGCGUUCUCUCCCCGCACCCCUCUUCCAACCUUUCACUGCCUCUUUCUCAGCCUGUGAGAAGUGAGCGAUCAGGGAGAGAUACCCCUGCGAGUGUGGACUCCAUUCCCCUGGAGUGGGAUCAUGACUAUGACCUUAGCAGAGACCUGGAGACAGCUGUUUCACGGGCACUGCACUCUGAAGAAGAUGGAGGACAAGAAAAGGACUUCUACCUGAGAGGAGCAGCUGGUAUAGCAGAUGUAGAGAUCCCUGAAACUCUUGAGGCCUAUGUAACACUCACAGAAAAUGCCCUCAGAAAUACCUCUGGAGAACCUGGAGCCCUGGAAGCACGUAUCCGACAGCUGGACAAGGCCUUAGACACCAGUCGUUUCCAAAUACAGCAAACAGAAAACAUCAUCCGCAGCAAAACACCUACAGGACCAGAACUCGAUUCCACUUACAAAGGAUAUAUGAAACUACUAGGUGAGUGCAGUGGAAGCAUAGACUCAGUAAGAAGGCUUGGAAAUAAACUGAAGGAGGAAGAAGAAAAAUUAUCAGGACUUAUUAACAUGAACAGUACUGAAACACAAACAGCUGGUGUAAUUGAAAGAUGGGAAUUAAUCCAGGCUCAAGCUCUAAGCAAGGAGCUGAGGAUGAAGCAGAACCUUCAGCAAUGGCAGCAGUUCAACUCUGACCUUAAUAGCAUCUGGGCUUGGCUGGGAGAAACUGAAGAGGAACUGGAGAAGCUUUGCCACCUUGAUCUCAGUACUGACAUACAGACUAUUGAGCUCAGAAUUAAAAAACUAAAAGAGCUGCAGAAAGCAAUUGAUAACCGCAAAGCAAUCGUCUUAUCCAUCAAUCUGUGCAGCUCAGAGUUCACUCAGUCUGACAGUGAAGAGAGCAAGAAGCUUCAAGAACGCCUGUCUCAGAUGAACAUGCGCUGGGAGCACGUAUGCAGUAUGAUCGAAGAGUGGCGCAACUCAUUGCAGGCUGCGUUAAUGCAGUGCCAGGAUUUCCAUGAACUGAGCCAUAGUUUGCUGCUUUGGUUGGAAAAUAUUGACAGAAGAAAAAAUGAGAUUGUGCCCAUCAAUCCAAACCUGGACUCAGAAAUGCUGCAGGAUCAUCAUAGACUUUUGCUGCAAAUCAGACGUGAACUGCUGGAGUCUCAGUUGAAGGUGGCGUCACUGCAAGAUAUGUCUUGCCAAUUGCUAGUCAAUGCUGAAGGCAAGGAUUGUCUGGAAGCCAAAGAAAAGGUACAUGUCAUUGGAAACAGACUGAAGCUCCUCUUGAAAGAGGUCAUACGUCAUAUUAAAGACCUAGAGAAAGUUCUAGACAUUUCAAGUAGUCAACUGGAAUUGUCCUCAUGGUCCUCUGAUGAAUUAGACACAUCAGGCUCAGUGAGUCCUGUAUCUGCAAGAAGCACUCCAAGCAGACAGAGAACGCCACGGGGCAAAUGUAGUCUCUCACAGCCUGGACCCUCUGUCAGCAGUCCACAUAGCAGGUCCACAAGAGGUGGCUCAGGUUCCUCCCCUUCUGAGGCUGGGCCAGCGUGGUGGCGCCCAUCCUUCUUCCUCAGAGUCCUCAGAGCUGCUCUGCCACUUCAGCUCCUCUUGCUGCUCCUGAUCGGGCUGGCUUGCCUGGUGCCAAUGACCGAGGAGGACUACAGCUGUGCUAUGGCAAACAACUUUGCCCGCUCUUUCCACCCCAUGCUAAAAUACAUGAACGGUCCUCCUCCAUUGUGAAGGAGACCUGUGAGACAGCGGGAGACUUGCUGGAGUGCUAGCUGGGAGGCAAGAUGGUUUUAAAGGGUGACAGCAUUCAGUGUGGCAGCUUUACCUGUCUGCUGUAGCAACCAUUGUGCCCGUAUUUUUCUCUGCUGGCACUCAGCUAGUAACGCAUCAGUGUAUCAGUAUCAAACUGCACAACGUAUUACCUGAGUAGCAUCAUUUCAAUACUCACAUCCUGGGUACUAAGAAGGAUGUGAUCUGUGCAAGGGAAAUGUCCUUCUGUGCAGAAUUUGGGAUCUUUUAGCCACUUUAUAUCCAGGUCAUUGCCCUGUACUAUGCAUAGCCAAGGACUUGAUACUGUAGAUCCUUUCCUGUGUGCUGCCCGUUAGCCAGUCUUUGUUAAAUACCCUCUCAGUAUCUACAGUAUACAAAAUAACCAAUGCUAAAGAGAUUUUAGAGCAUUUGUAACAUACAGUUUUAAAGAUUCUUGUAUGGCAAUGUAUUAUUCCCUGUGAUUUCUGUUUCAGGCAUGAUGUUCUAACUUUUGCUUUGGAUGCACAAGGUGUAAAUCUGAGAAGCACUUUUUUAAGGUUUAAAAAAAUGGAUGUAAUAAAUAAGAUCGUAAAAGUUUUUAUGAGGAAAAAUGUUGAAUGUCAAGUUGAAAAACAAAGAACAUAUUUAUGUAUGUACAGUUUGCUAAGCCAAGUUUUGUUUGUAUUGAUUUCUUUGCAUAUAUUAUAGAUACCAUAAAAUAUUUUGUCUACGUGCUUUUUAAUGACAACUAUGGAAACCUCUAAGUUUAGAAUGAGAUAUGUAUGGUAUAAAAAAAAUAGAAGACACACAUAUGCUGCACUUCUAAAGAGAAUUAAAAAAUGCUGUAACAAA